Messenger RNA from Nannospalax galili (Upper Galilee mountains blind mole rat), 3084 nucleotides. It is a transcript of the gene Gas2l3, whose product is annotated as growth arrest specific 2 like 3. The transcript has 11 exons. Gene Ontology annotation, biological process: actin crosslink formation. Gene Ontology annotation, cellular component: actin filament. The record is from RefSeq and is a predicted model, not a curated record. Lineage: Eukaryota; Metazoa; Chordata; Mammalia; Rodentia; Spalacidae. Gene Ontology annotation, molecular function: microtubule binding; cytoskeletal adaptor activity; actin filament binding. Bases 306 to 2363 code for a protein of 685 amino acids.
ACACCUUUAAUGCCAGCACUCAGGAAACAGAGAGGAAAUGUGACAGCACAGUUCGUGAAAGGGCCACAGAGAAGGCAGUAGACUGACAGAGGACUUUUUUUUUCCUUCAAGUUAUGAUAUGGCCAUCUAAGGGUGAUGAUGAUGCCCUACUUUUCAGAUGAGCACACUGAAACUCUGAAAAGUUAGCCACAUCAUGGUCAUAUAGCCAGUAUAUGCCAAAGCAGGAAUUAAAGCCAGAUGUAUUCAAUACUUUCUACUACCUACCAUAGGCUGUUUUUAUGAAUAACAGUUUCAUUUCCGCAUAGAUGACCAUGCAACCAGCGAUUCAAGUAUGGUUUGGAGAAGAUCUACCUCUAAGUCCACGGAGUCCUCUGACUCCCAGACAUGGACCAGGACUGGCUAAUGUUUGUCAGUUUGAUGAGUGGAUCGCUGUGAGGCAUGAAGCCAGUCUUUUGCCCAUGCAAGAAGAUCUCUCUAUUUGGUUGUCUGGUUUACUAGGUAUUGAAGUUAAGGCAGAGAAGUUAUUGGAAGAACUUGAUAAUGGAGUGCUGUUAUGCCAGCUGAUCCACGUCCUUCAGAACAUGGUGAAAGCAUGUAGCUCUGAAGCCCCAGAGGAUUUUCCAAUGAGAAAAGUGCCUUGUAAGAAAGACGCUGCGUCGGGUUCUUUCUUUGCCAGAGACAACACUGCAAAUUUCCUCCACUGGUGUCGGCACAUUGGGGUUGAUGAAACUUACCUUUUUGAAUCUGAAGGUUUAGUUUUACAUAAAGAUCCCAGGCAGGUGUACCUCUGUCUUCUUGAAAUUGGUCGAAUUGUAUCAAGAUAUGGGGUUGAGCCACCAGUAUUAGUGAAACUAGAGAAAGAAAUUGAGUUAGAAGAGACCUUGCUUAAUACCUCUGGGCCUGAAGAGUCCAUCAGCAUCCCAAAAUCCUGCUGUCAGCAUGAAGAGCUACAUGAAGCUGUUAAGCAUAUUGCUGAAGACCCCCCCUGUAGCUGUUCUCAUCGAUUUUCAAUCGAGUACUUAUCUGAAGGACGGUACCGACUAGGGGAUAAAAUACUGUUUAUAAGGAUGCUUCAUGGAAAACACGUCAUGGUCCGUGUUGGUGGAGGCUGGGAUACUCUGCAAGGAUUUUUGCUUAAAUAUGAUCCCUGUCGAAUACUGCAGUUUGCUACACUAGAACAAAAAAUUUUAGCAUUUCAAAAAGGAAUUUCAACUGAAAGUGUACCUGACUCACCUGCCAGAACACCUCAGCCUCCGGAAAUGAACCCUUUGUCAGCAGUUAACAUGUUUCAGAGACAAAACGUAAAACCUGGUACACCAGUCAGUGUUCCAAAGAGCAAGGAAAAGCAGGUACGUCCACCAGGCACACUCCCCCCAGCAUCUUCAGUAAAAGGUAAUCCAGGCUCCCUAUCAGUGCACUCCAGACCUCUAGAAUCUCCAACAGUGGCUUCUCACCUGAGGCUUACGUCUCUGAAGGCCACAGCAAAAAAGCCGCACGCUCCUUCCAGCAGUGUCCCGUCUUCCCUGGCCUCUUCAAAUCCAGCGGGUAAAAGCGCUUCAGCAGCUUCAUCAAACCCUGCACUCUGUGCAUCUGAGUCAGUGAGAAAAUGUGUCACAUUCUCCAGUACUGCUAAGGCCAAGGCUGUCCCAGCCCAGAAUGCAAGAGAUCUGUCGAAAUCUAGACUUUUGCCAAGUAAGUCUGGGAAAAUCGAUCCAAAGUCUUUGAAAUGCAAUCAUAUUUCUUCCAGAAAUGAGUCACCUCUAAAUUCAUCAUCAAAGUGUCCAAAGCUACCUAAAGCAAAUGUGCACGUAAGGCCUGAUGCUUCUCGUUUCCAGUCUCCUGCGAAGGUGACAAAACCCAAUUCUAAAACCACAGCCAUGGACCUAGAGACACGAUGUCAGCCAUCUGAUAAAGCGCUACAAUCAGGGGCAAUCCCAGCACAAAAACUUCAGUCAGCCUUCAGUCAUCCAGUGUCUGUAUCUUCAGUUUCUUCUGCAAAAGCUACACAGGAAUUGAAAGAUAAGAAUACAGCUUCAGUUGCCAAGAAGCAUCCUCAGAGUAAAAGUACACACCAGAAGACAGGACCUGGCUCUUCAAAGUCUCCUGGCCGAACCCCACUGUCCACUGUGAGUGUUCCUCAGUCUGCUGCCAAGACAGAAGCCGUACCAAAGUCAGCACAGACUGCCACCACGGGCCAGUAUUCGGCUAAAGGGCCUCCCAAAGGUGGCAAACCACUGGCUUCCACCAGGAAACCACCUUCAUCUGGUAAAGGAACAGACGGUGGUGAUAAAAAACCUGCCAAGAAAAAAGAAGAUGAUGAUCAUUACUUUGUUAUGACUGGAAGUAAGAAGCUUAGAAAAUAAAUACACGUGUGUCGUUUUCACAGAUCAGGGCAAAGGAGAGGGAUGGGUUAUUGGCUUCACAUCCUAAAACACCUUCCCAUUUGUGUUUGUCCAAACAGGUGCAGACAUGAAGUGCAAGGUGGGGGUGGAGCUGGGAGUAAGGACAAAAUGGGAGUGAACAGGAGACUCGCACACUUGUGUUAUUAAUAGGUAGAUGUAUGAGUCUCCCUCUGUAGCAUAUUGUUAACGCCUGCUGUUUGAGAGCAAUGUAAAAGUCCAACAACACUACUCGUAUUACAAGAAGCCAGUGUGUUUUUGAAUAAGUAUUAAAUAUGGAGGUUAUAUACCUGGUAUUUGCAACACUAAUGCUUUAAAUACUAGUUACUGCAUUUCAGUCAAAAAGCAAUGGCUUGGCUGGCCUUGGUGUGUGUCUGCAAUGCCAGUGUCUGAAGGCUGCUGAGGAGCCAGCCUGGGCUACAUAGUAAAACCCAGCAACGGUUUAGCACAUGUUCUAUGAAAGACUACUAGUUGAGUUUCCUGAUCAGGAUUGCCUGGUCCAGCAAUACUGAGUACCAAUAGCUGCUGCUGUUUAGUUUGAGGUUAAAUUUUUUUAAUACUUUCAUAUCAGAAGGAACUGAUUUUUUAACCUGGCUCAUAUUAAUAUUGGUAGCAUUUUGUAACUAAAAUUUUUGAUUAAAAAAAAGAAAAUGCCAACCAAAUAAGUUAACUUAUUGAAACAUAA